Molecule: messenger RNA, 1381 nt
Organism: Chlorocebus sabaeus (green monkey)
Lineage: Eukaryota; Metazoa; Chordata; Mammalia; Primates; Cercopithecidae
Source: RefSeq, a predicted model, not a curated record
AUGAGCUCUCCCGACGAGGUGUCCGUUUGGGGGGCCGGUUUCGACCUGGAGGGUGGCGAGCAGGCUGGCACCCGCACAGUCAGCCGCAGAGCCCCACGGGGCCACGGCCGUGGCCGAGGCCUCCAUUUGGGGGCACCGCGCAGCGGCAAGGGCCAGAGCAGGUUCACAGAUCCUGAGGGCUUCAGCUUCGAGCCUGAGAGCGAAUUGAUAGAGCAAGGAAGGGUGGUGCUCUGGGGCCGGGAAGGCCGGCCUGGCACCCCCGUCGAUGACCAAGGGGAUGGUGUGGACUACUCUUUCUACCUGGCUGAUGAGCCAGCCACCAUCAUGCCGCCGUCCAGCGUCCAGGGACACCCGUUCCCUGAAGGCGCCACUACUGAAGGGUCUGCUGAAAACCGGGUGGACCCGGAGGUCGAUCCCAGUGGGAGUGGCGCACUGGGCCCCAGCCCUGGAGAAUGGCAGCAGGCCUCUGCCAGUCGUCUCCACCUCUGUGGUCCUGGGUCAGGCCGGGCCUGGAAGAACCCAGAAAGGGGCUCGAAGAGCAGAUUGAGCGUCCAAGUGGAUCCCCAGCAGCCUUCUGCAAAAGGCCCCACCAGGAUGUCUACCCACGACUCUGAUUCCGCAGAUGAGACCAGUGACUUACCACUGAUGAGGGUGGGCAUUCGCCGCAACGAAGGAAGCCAGGCCAAGCCCGGCAGCCCCAAGAAGCCAGCAGACACAUCCAGACACGCAGGCUUCCACUGCAAGGAAAGUUACCUGCCCGUGCCGGGCCGUUUCCUGACCUCUGCUCCCCGCGGACUCACUCCAGUCAUGGAGAGGCCGGCUGUGGGAGAGCUGGAGGACUCUCCCGGAAAGAAAAUGCAGAGCAGGGCCUGGGGAAAGGUGGAGGACAGGCCCAGCUGCUCAAGAGCUGCCACUGCAGGGGCCGUGCCCCGGGGCCCUUCAAGGAGGAAGAUGGCCCAGGAGAAGAAGUCCCAAGGGGGUGCCUCUCAGCUGGCCCUGGGGAGAUCCUUUCCUGCCUGCGGAGAGAGACUCUCAGCCGCUCCCCCGGAGCCGGCCACCUCCCAGCCCUUGUCUGGUGUGCCGCCCCAGGGGAUCUCCAAGAAACGACAAAAGCCUAAGCACAGCAGCCCUGGGAAGAAACCUGCAGGAAGAAAGACCAGGGAGUCCCAGGUUGUGAUCAGAGAAGAUAAUGACCCAAAUAGAGAUGAGGUCCCAAGGGCCCAACUUCCCACACACAGGCCAGGGCUGCCUCGCCUAUCCGUGCAUCGUGGAGAACUCAGCAGUCCCAACCCCAACAUCAGAGCUCCCCAAGUGCCGGGAACUUCAGAGCCCUCUGCCUACAGCCUGGGAGGCCUCCUGCCCAGACGCCAUGCACCCUCCG